GCUCAGCUCCAAGCAGCAGCUUUGGAUUCGAUGAAGCGCUGAGACUUUUGUUUUAUACUUAAGAUCCACACCGCGUUGAUGGGUUUCAUUUAAAAAUGAUUUUGUAUCUUUAGAAAGCAUGAAUGAACCAUUUGGUUAUAUUCGUUUUAUGACAACGUGUGAAUAAAGACAAAGCCUAAAUCAACAGAAGGGCAGCAUCAUUGGAUUAACAACUUUGGAGAAGUAAUCUGAAAGGUGGGGAAAGCGAACCUUUAUUAAGAGUCUGAACAGCUAUGGAAGAAAAUGAUGUUCGCAACCUAGAGCGCCAUGAAGAGUGUGAAGAGGAGUCAGACGGAGACCUACGGCCUCUCCGCCAGGCACCUGGCCACCAGCCGCCCUUCACGAUCACCAACUUCUACAUAGACAACAUAUUGAGACCCGAAUUUGGGCGUAGAAGGAAAUGUUGGACUUUCAACACAGAGGGAAAUAGAAUUGGAGUACUAAGACAGGAACAUCUCAGUGGAAAGGGGUCGAAAAGUGGCACCCUACAGCAACCUGACCGAGGGAGUAAGGAUGGGAGACAAUGUUCGGGGAACUCGUGCCCCGACAAAGGCGACCAGAGAGCGGUCGGCGCGCCUCUGGACCUGGCCCCGGGGGACAGUGGGGACCACAGCCCAGACCACAGCCCCAGCUCGGACUGCGCGCCCCGGGACGCCCCGGGAGACCGCGAAGACCACAGCCCCAGCUCGGACUCCGACAGCAGCUCCCAGGCCGGCUCCGUGUCCUCGUCCAAACCAAUGCUGUGGCCCGCCUGGGUUUAUUGUACCCGAUACUCAGAUCGUCCUUCAUCAGGGCCCAGAUCACGGAAACCAAAGAACACGGCGACGCCGAGCAAGGACGACAAGCGGCCCAGGACGGCCUUCACGGCAGAGCAGCUGCAGAGGCUGAAGACGGAGUUCCAGACCAACAGAUACCUGACCGAGCAGAGGAGGCAGAGUCUGGCCGGAGAACUUGGACUGAACGAAUCCCAGAUUAAAAUCUGGUUUCAAAACAAAAGGGCAAAAAUAAAGAAGGCCUCCGGGAAUAAGAACUCGCUGGGCGCUCAGCUGAUGGCGCAGGGACUUUAUAACCACGCCUCGGCCUCCAGGGAGGACAAGUCGGACAGCGACUAGCGGGACUACAGGGACACCUCCACACCAUGCAACCUGUUCAAAGGAUCAUUGUAUCAAAAUACCAGCAUUGAUAUUUAAGUAGGCCCUAUAGUAAGCGUUCCGCUGUUUUUAGUGGGACAUGUAGGCCUAUUUUGUUGCAAACAUGUAGCCUAUAGUUUUUGUUUAUAAUCCGUUAAACAACACUGCCAGGUGUGAAUGUUUCUAUGACUGAACUGAUAUGCUAAAACCCAAAGACGUCCGUUUCUGCUGCGCAUUGGAACCGUGCGGUCAACAGCCUAUUGUACCUCUACUGUCUGCGUCCCCUAGUCGGUGGUGUCUAGAUAGACUCUUUACUGACGGGGGUGGUCUUCUACUGUCGGUCUCCUACUGACGGUGUUAUACUGACGGUGUUAUACUGACGGUGGUGGUCUUCUACUGACGGUGUUAUACUGACGGUGGUGGUCUUCUGCUUACGGUGUUAUACUGACGGUGGUGGUCUUCUACUGACGGUCUUAUACUGACGGUGGUGGUCUUCUGCUGACGGUGUUAGUCUUCUACUGACGGUGUUAGUCUUCUACGGAGGGUGUUAGUCUUCUGCUGACGGUGGUUGUAAGCUGUAAGGGAAAACCUCCCUUCAUAAGAUUUAAGUUCGGGCGCGAAUUUGCGCCAAUGUGAUGCAUUUUAAAUCUCAAUUAAAAUGUUCUACGCAUUGUGUCACAUAGCCUAAUGA
This is a messenger RNA of Gadus morhua (Atlantic cod), 1860 nucleotides long. Its product is annotated as homeobox protein engrailed-1-B. Gene Ontology annotation, molecular function: DNA-binding transcription factor activity, RNA polymerase II-specific; RNA polymerase II cis-regulatory region sequence-specific DNA binding. Bases 273 to 1151 code for a protein of 292 amino acids. The transcript is spliced from 2 exons. Gene Ontology annotation, cellular component: nucleus. The record is from RefSeq and is a predicted model, not a curated record. Gene Ontology annotation, biological process: multicellular organism development; neuron differentiation; regulation of transcription by RNA polymerase II. NCBI's taxonomy places the organism in Eukaryota, Metazoa, Chordata, Actinopteri, Gadiformes, Gadidae.